AUGGGUGAUCGGCUAAGGACAACCUCAAGAGCGAUGCUAAGGAGCAACAAAACUCGCGAUAACAUCAUCUUUUCGAUCAUUUUACUUCUGUUUUCAGGUAAGAGAUGUUUCUUUUUUUCCGUGCUAAAUACCAUUGAAGUACUUAAUAAUUCAUAGAUCAGAAGAAAGUUAUUUAAUAUUGGCGCGUAAAACGAAGAAAAUGUACCCUUCCCUGCCCUCCUUACAGCUUUUUCCCUCGUAUUUAUUUCCGGAAAAUGCCCCGCGGAAAACGCAGGGAAAAGCAUAUCCGACACUGUAAAUUGAAAAAUUUUCUGGGUGAGUAUACCCUUAGCCUUCGCGCAGACGAACCAGAGUUCGUCUGCGCGCAGGCUAAUAUACCCCCAGACCCCCCUUUGUACACUUCUAAAAUCUCACGCUAAGCUCCGACAAUGUAUUUACCACGGAGAUAAAGAUAGUGGAAAGAAGAUCGCUAUUUAAACGAUGCCAUAUGAACCACGUAAAAGUCAAACCGUUUGCAGGGCAAAGCCAGAGUACAUUUAUGCUGGUCUGUAACUCUCAGCUCCGUACGGUAGUCUACAAGCUUCUACAAGUCCUGAACUAAUCCUGUGCUUCAUCUUCUAUUCUUCUCAGGUUUUCUGUUUCGUCAUGUUGAAGGGGGAAACGAUGGUAGGUUUUAAGCAAAGUAUAUAACAUCUUGAAAACAUAUAAACUAUAAGAUCAUGGAAGUACUCAUUCAAGACAUUUCACUAGUAAAAAUUAAAGUUUGAUUUAUUAUAUUAGCUUACUUCAUGAUUCGCACCUCCAAAAAGUGUUUUUAAAAUUCUGUCAAUCGAAGACGAGCUGAUAUUAUGCAUCAUACUUCGUCAAAAUAAAAUGCAUUACCUAGUUUAUAGCCUUCCAAACCGAUGAAAAACGUUUUUCGACGGCUUAAAACUGGUUAUAUGAAUAAAGCUAUAGACUGCUCAGAAUAUAAUGUAAUCAAAAUUGAUCGCACGUUUGAAGUGCGUUUUUUAGUCUAUAAAUGUCUUCCUGGGAUGGAGCCAUUGUACUUACUUAAGUCAAUUGGUCAUUUUGUAGUCGUUCGUUUGGUCAAUGGUGGAUCCAUCUCAGGAGGCCGUGUGGAAGUGUUUCACAAUGGAACGUGGGGAACAGUGUGUGAUGACUACUGGGACCUUAAUGACGCCAAAGUAGUUUGUCACCAACGUGGAUAUGGAAGAGCUAUAAAGGCGUACAUAUCCGCCGCUUUUGGACCUGGAGAUGGAACAAUAUGGAUGGAUGACAUAAAUUGUACUGGUAGUGAGAGAUCAUUAACAGAGUGUUCUCACAACGGUUGGGGAAUAGAAAACUGUGAUCAUAGUGAAGACGCAGGUGUCCUGUGCUCA
Messenger RNA from Porites evermanni, 1382 nucleotides. NCBI's taxonomy places the organism in Eukaryota, Metazoa, Cnidaria, Anthozoa, Scleractinia, Poritidae. The record is from the annotation of a GenBank genome assembly.